AUGGCAUAUCCCUUCCAACUAGGUUUUCAAGAUGCUACAUCUCCUAUUAUAGAGGAGCUCUUACAUUUCCACGACCACACAUUAAUAAUUGUAUUCCUAAUUAGCUCCUUAGUCCUUUACAUUAUCUCAUUGAUAUUAACAACCAAACUCACACACACAAGCACAAUAGAUGCCCAAGAAGUAGAAACCAUCUGGACUAUCUUACCUGCCAUUAUCCUUAUUCUUAUUGCCCUGCCUUCCUUACGAAUUCUUUAUAUAAUAGACGAAAUCAACAACCCCUCCCUCACAGUAAAAACCAUAGGACACCAAUGGUAUUGAAGCUAUGAGUACACCGAUUAUGAGGACUUGAACUUUGACUCUUACAUAAUCCCCACUCAAGAAUUAAAACCCGGAGAACUCCGGCUACUAGAAGUCGACAAUCGAGUAGUUCUGCCAAUAGAAAUAACUAUUCGCAUGCUAAUUUCAUCAGAAGACGUACUACACUCAUGAGCCGUCCCAUCCCUAGGCCUAAAAACCGAUGCUAUCCCAGGCCGACUGAAUCAAACAACCCUAAUAGGAACACGACCUGGCUUAUAUUAUGGUCAAUGCUCAGAGAUCUGCGGCUCAAACCAUAGCUUCAUGCCCAUUGUCCUUGAAUUAGUCCCACUGACAUACUUUGAAAAAUGAUCUGUGUCUAUACUUUAA
Molecule: messenger RNA, 684 nt
Organism: Prionailurus viverrinus (fishing cat)
Lineage: Eukaryota; Metazoa; Chordata; Mammalia; Carnivora; Felidae
Source: the annotation of a RefSeq genome assembly